This is a messenger RNA of Limulus polyphemus (Atlantic horseshoe crab), 2408 nucleotides long. Its product is annotated as ADAMTS-like protein 5. Bases 241 to 2289 code for a protein of 682 amino acids. Gene Ontology annotation, biological process: extracellular matrix organization. Gene Ontology annotation, molecular function: protein binding; metalloendopeptidase activity. The record is from RefSeq and is a predicted model, not a curated record. The transcript has 11 exons. Gene Ontology annotation, cellular component: extracellular matrix. Lineage: Eukaryota; Metazoa; Arthropoda; Merostomata; Xiphosura; Limulidae.
GUUCCUUAGGUGCAAAAAGACGUGAAAAAUGGUUUCUCUCUUUAAGACAUUAAAUAAUUAAAUACGACGUGGAGUUAUUGGAAAGCUAAUAUAAUGACCAAUAUAACUUUUUUUCUUAAAAUGAGUUAUAUGUUCUUCAAUCAUUUACAAAAAUAGCUUCUUCAAGAACUUGGUGAACUUUUAUUGAUGCAAUAAUCGUGACUCUGUAUUUUGAAGAAACAGUUCAGGUUUAACGAAGAAAUGAGCACAAGUAUCACAUGGCAAUUCUGUUCGCUUCUACUACUAAGGUUGUUGAUCUACUCUAAAGCAGAGAGCCUACAGCCUGACGUAAGACUCGGCUCUAGAGAUAGACUGGAUAGGGGCGGCACCUGGCGACGAGAUUGGCAACCUCAAGGAAGGGUUUACACUUCAUGGUCUGGGUGGUCUGCGUGGUCAGAGUGUAGUAGAACGUGUGAUGGCGGAGUAAGCAUGCGCACACGAGUGUGUAGAAGAAGGUGGGCCUGUAACCAGAACGCGACGGAUUUCAGACUAAUACAGUGUUCCAGUUAUAACAACCGCAAGGUGGCGGGUCACUUUGUCAAAGAAUGGUUGGCUGAUCUUGGACGUGGUAACCCUUGUGAAUUAAAAUGUCAAGCAAAAGAACAUCACCUGGCGUAUAGCUUUGGUAAAGUUGUAGAUGGGACAAAAUGUAAGCCUGGUGGAAAGAAUGUCUGUGUAAACGGCCGUUGUAUGCCCAUAGGAUGUGAUGGCCGAAUUGGGUCUGAUAGAACCAUUGACAAAUGUAGGAUUUGUGGAGGUCGAAAUCUUACGUGCAUCCAUUACAAAGAUGUAUUCCAUGGUCAAAAGUCCUUAGGCCACAUUUCCAGUAUCCUAAAAAACUCUUCAUUGUAUAAUAAUUUUGGUCUAGGAUACAGUGAUGUUGCUAUAAUACCCGCUAGGGCUACAAAUAUCCUGAUCUUAGAUUCCAGCAAAAACUUACUAGCCCUAGCGGAUGAAAAAGGGACGUUCAUUAUCAAUGGAAACUGGCUGAUUGAUUGGCCAGGAAGUUAUCACGUGGCUGAUUCAGUGGUGAUUUACAACCGAACCAAUGACAGUGUCGAAACAAUCACCAUCCCAGGUCCAAUAAAUCAAAAUAUUUACGUAAUGGUACUGCUUAAAGAACCGAACCCAGGUAUAAGAUACGAAUAUUGGCUACCGAAAGAACACUACCCUAUCAAACAGAGGAAAUUCCCCACAUCAUCACAAAAUAUCGUCUCCUUAUCGCCCACAACUCGUCAAAAUGAUUCAAAAGCUUUAAUCAAUUCAGUUAGAAGUAGUUAUCGUCGCCAUGGAUACACAACUUCAUCAGUACGUAACACACCGCGUUAUGGUUUUCGUAAAAUAUCAUCCUCAUCAGCCACAACAUGGCAUCCAUAUCACAGCCAUUUUCGAAAUAUUAUUACUUCUACAACGCCGUAUCCUGAUCGAUACAAACACAAAAGAAUAUCGGCCGGAUUCACGACAAAAGCGACGUCACAUUCCGAUCGAAGGGUUAAAACACAUACGAAAAAGAGAACAAAACAUCGUAGUCAAUAUAAUUAUCGAGCAGCCUCAUCUACCGUGACAAGAAUGACGCAUCAUCCUGGUCGUUACCACGGGGUUGCAACCUCCACAACAAACACGACCCCGCUUCCUGGUUUCCAUGGUUACAGAAAAUUUAUCAAUCGGGAAAAAAAUAACUUUAUAAAAGCGUAUGAUAAAGACUCUACGCCUUUCACCAAUUUUCAGUUUUCCAGGAUUUCUAACAAAUGGGAAAAAGUGAGCCCAAACAGAACAAAUACAUUGACUGUAACAGCAGUUCCAGACGUGAAAACAACGAUACCACCUUUUAGGAGGACUCACGCGCCACAUUUUACAUUCAAAAACGCCUGUCUACCCUGUAAGAAAGUUUACAGACAAACAAAGCACUUUUGUACCAGCGACUUUGUUCUCAGAGUUCGAGUACUCAGCUACUUAUAUGUCAAUGGCGAAAUCCGUUAUGAGUUACAAGUUAUACAGUCAUAUAAGAACACGGUUGCCAUUUCGGUUCGAGAGUACGCGUGGUCUUCGGAUAGGUGUCGCUGCCCUAAGCUGAGAGUGCAAAGAGAGUAUAUAAUAAUGGGCCGCUCGGACCGAAGUUACCGCCACAACGAAAGUCGUCUGCUUCUUGACCGCAACAGUUUCGUUCGAAGAUUUCGACAAAAGAGGGCACGGCGACUGUUAAAAUUGAAGCAAAAUCAAGUCAAAAAAUGCAGUAAGUUUUUACAAUGAACCUACGUGACUCACCGACGGAAAUUGAGAAUCUAAGACUUUCGUUCUAAGAUGAAGGACAAUGACAAACCGGUCCAGGAAAGGUUAUAUAAUCUUUCUAACUAACUAACAAAAAAAAA